Aspergillus welwitschiae is the source of this 1862-nucleotide messenger RNA. Its product is annotated as SNG1 family protein. The transcript has 3 exons. The record is from RefSeq and is a predicted model, not a curated record. Gene Ontology annotation, cellular component: membrane. Bases 102 to 1460 code for a protein of 452 amino acids. Lineage: Eukaryota; Fungi; Ascomycota; Eurotiomycetes; Eurotiales; Aspergillaceae.
CAUGAUCUUCUUGUCUGCCGUGGUCUUCUCUCUUUCCUACACUACCUUUAUCCUAUUUCUCCCCACCCAUCGGGCCUACGUCCCUAUAUUUGGACCAGAGUAUGAGCUCCGAUAAGGUACAAAUGGCCGAGGCUGGCGACAAGGCUGAAGUCCCUCCUGCGGCCGUCUCGUUCUUCGAUCCCGCUCUGAAAGCUGUUCGUCGCAGCGUGUUCUUCCAGUGGGGCCGGACAGUCUUAAUACUUUGUGUCUUCAUCCUUUGCAUCCUAUCACUAUUCUGGGCCGUACAAUUCCACGCAGAGUCUCGAUUUUCUGCUUUGACGGUUUGGGUUGUCGACUUCGAUGGCCAGCUGGAGCCCUACCGAAAUGAGACUCCAAUUGUGGGCCCGAUCGUGACAGAGGUUGUGGACCAUAUACUUGAUACGAGCACCGAGCAUCUAGGAUACACGAUCAAGUCUCCUGCGGACUUCAACAAUGACCCCUGGGCUGUGCGCCAGUCCGUGUAUGACGAGCAUGCUUAUGCAGCUGUGAUCAUCAAUGCCAAUGCCACUGCUCUUCUUCGCAACGCUGUCACCAACGGAAACUCGUCCUACGACCCCUACGGUGCGGCCGAGUUCGUCACGAUCAGUGCACGCGAUCCGACCACCUAUUACGACUACAUCAAUCCCUUUUUAUACGAUCUCGACAUGACCGUCCGGUCGUCCUUUGGACCACGCUGGAUACAGUACGUCGCUCAGCAAGGGUACAACAUCAGUCAAGUACCACAGGCCAUCAACCCAGGAAUUGGAUUUACCUCCGUUGACCUUCGACCCUUUGCGCCAGCCGUCAUAACUCCGGCCGUGAGCAUCGGUCUCAUCUAUCUGAUCAUCCUUGCCUUCUUCAACACCCCGUUCAUGAUGCCCAUACACAUUCAGUUCAUCAAGGGCAACCACCCUCCGCUGAAAAUCCCACAGUGGCUCCUAUGGCGCAUCCUGUCUAACAUUGGCACAUACUUCUUCCUAUCACUCUUCUACUCCUUUGUGUCCCUGGCCUUCCAGAUCCCGUUCAGCAACCCCUCCGCACCCGACACGCAGGUAGCCUACAACCCCAACGGCUACGGCCACGGCUCCUUCGUUGUCUACUGGAUGUUGAACUGGGUGGGCAUGUGUGCACUGGGUUUCCCAUGUGAGAACAUGGCGAUGAUUAUCGGUCUUCCUUGGAGUGCGCUCUUCCUCAUCUUCUGGGUCAUCACCAACGUGGCCACCGGUUUUUAUGCUUUGGAUCUGGCUCCAGGCUUCUUCAGAUGGGGUUACGCCUGGCCUCUUCACAGGAUUGUCGAGGCAAUUCGCACUAUUCUCUUCGAUACGCAUUCUCGGAUCGGACUUGACUUCGGUGUCCUUUUCGCCUGGAUCGGUUUCUCGAUCUGUCUAUUCCCGCUCGCUGCAGCGUUUAUGAAUUGGAAGAUCAAGCGGGGCUGGGCGUGAAAGGCUCAUGUCCUGGUUUUAGAGAUCAAAAGCAAUAGACUGUUUUGAUAUUCUUUCGGCGAGCAUAAAACUGGGUUCUAAAGCUCGGCAUUUCAUUUCUUUCUUAAUGUGAUUUGGGUUAAUAAUGGAGAUAGGCAAUGCGCCUAAGGAGGUUCGUUUCAGGUAUAUAUUUCUAUUUAUCUAUUCUAGACAGUUAUAGAGCCUUGAUGUAUCAGAUUCUAGCUUUACAUACAUUGUCAUAUUAAUAGUACCAUGGCAUGAUCGGAAUACCAGUUAUUACAGACUACUUCACUGACACCACUCUAAUCAGCCCGACAGUAAAUUAGGUUUUUAGUUCUCGUUGUCAAUGCCUGCUAGAACUAAAAUUCAUAAGAAAAAAAAAACAAAAAACGAAAAACAAAA